AUGCGCGUGCAGCAGCUCGUGGCGGAGAUGCAGGAGAUGCCCCUCCUGAGCAGCGGCAUUUUUGCCAUCACAUGCCAGGUGUGGCGGCGUUACAUCAAUGAGGUCGCCAGAAUGGAGUUGAUCGACACCACGAGGGUUGGGGGUGUGGAUGUGACACGGCAGAAAAAGCUCAUCAAGAACGCCGACUCGAUUAUCUUCGAGCCGCAGGACAUGUUUGAGCACCAGAAGAACCACAUCGAAAGAAUAACCACCCACCUCAAGAGGGGAUGGCGCGACUACAUCAUCGCGGAGGCGUUGCUGCGAGUCUUGGACAAAUUGUCCGACGACUACAACUUCUUCAGCGAUGACACGGAGAAGCAUGCACGCCUUGCUUCGCAAAUUGGAUACUUGGCUCAGGUAUGA
Molecule: messenger RNA, 402 nt
Organism: Symbiodinium natans
Lineage: Eukaryota; Dinophyceae; Suessiales; Symbiodiniaceae
Source: the annotation of a GenBank genome assembly